Aspergillus calidoustus is the source of this 333-nucleotide messenger RNA. NCBI's taxonomy places the organism in Eukaryota, Fungi, Ascomycota, Eurotiomycetes, Eurotiales, Aspergillaceae. The record is from the annotation of a GenBank genome assembly.
AUGAGGCCAUUGCGGCAAUUCGACUACCAUACGAUUAGUGACGUCGUGAUGCAAGCCCGGUAUACGGCCGUUGACGGCGGCGCCACACUGCGGAACACAGCGAUCUCCGCCGUCAAGAAGAAGCUAGCUGGAGUCGAGGGCUCAACUAUGUACGCGCUCAUCGACGUCAAGAACGAAUUUCCCAAUGAGUGGUUCAUAAUGACACGCACGGCGUCGGCAGUGCUGAAGAACAAAGGGCAACCGAGCCCGCCGGAUACAAAGGCCAGCGCCGUCCGCUUGAGCCUGCCACAACUGAACACGAAGUUCCCCUUUGGAGAGCAGGCAAGAACCUAA